This is a messenger RNA of Carcharodon carcharias (great white shark), 195 nucleotides long. Its product is annotated as cytochrome c oxidase subunit 7C, mitochondrial-like. The transcript has a single exon. The record is from RefSeq and is a predicted model, not a curated record. Gene Ontology annotation, biological process: mitochondrial electron transport, cytochrome c to oxygen. The coding region runs from base 1 to 195 and encodes 64 amino acids. NCBI's taxonomy places the organism in Eukaryota, Metazoa, Chordata, Chondrichthyes, Lamniformes, Lamnidae.
AUGUUGUGGGCACGCACGGUCUGUAACUUCAGUACUUCGCUGAUCCGCAGAUCACACAAUGAGGAAGACCCGGGAAAGAACUUGCCAUUUUCUGUGGAGAACAAGUGGAGGCUAUUGGCAAUGAUGGCAGCAUUCUUUGGCUCUAGCUUUUCUGCUCCUUUUGUCCUAGUCUGGCACCAAAUGCUCAAGAAAUGA